AUGGCACCUGCUCGAGGCGCUAUGUGCAGUCGACAGGCUCAACUUGGUCAAUCCAAACCCAAAGCCAAGCAGACAGACUCGAAGUCCAAUUCACUGCAGGCGCAAUCGGCGCGAAGCCAUCAACCCAAGUUUCAGCGACGCAGAGAGAGGAUCAACAGGGCGGCGGAGCAAGAUGCUAGUCGCGCAGCCAGACAAAAUGCCGACCGCGGCGCCGCGCAUCGUGCUCGUCGCCAGAACCGUGCUCGGCAAGAAGACAAUGGCGCUCCGAAGACGCUGCUUCACGCACUGGAGAAGACUCUGCGUGGCCUCGGCUUCACAGACACUGAAGUCACCCUCUUCAGGCGGCAGGUCGCAGCAAGGCAAUUGCCAGACCUCACAUCUUUGAGUUUCACGGAACUCACCUCUCUGGUCGUCGAUUCAAAGAUCGAGUCAAGCUCUGAGAUGCUUUGUCGCGCUUUGACGGAGCUCCAGCGCCACCUCACGGAGUUGACAAGCAGGAUCACAUCCCUGCGACCGAGCGAGACAUACGAACUGUUCUGGAUGGUUCAUGGUGUCAAGCCAUUUGAUCCCACCAAGAUCAAUGCCGACCGGGCCAUCGACCUUAUCGAAGCUGGCAUCCUCGGCCAAGAAGCGCCGCAGCUUCAGGAAGAUCUCAAGCCAGUCGUGAUAUCGGCUGCUCACAGCGCGAAGCAGUCUCGCCCUCGCCUUUCGGACAUCUUCGACAAGAUCAUCGCUCGUUACCUCCCUCCUAAUCCUACCGGAUAG
Zasmidium cellare ATCC 36951 is the source of this 765-nucleotide messenger RNA. RefSeq lists its product as uncharacterized. NCBI's taxonomy places the organism in Eukaryota, Fungi, Ascomycota, Dothideomycetes, Mycosphaerellales, Mycosphaerellaceae. Bases 1 to 765 code for a protein of 254 amino acids. The record is from RefSeq and is a predicted model, not a curated record. The transcript is spliced from 3 exons.